This is a messenger RNA of Rosa chinensis, 2567 nucleotides long. Its product is annotated as protein GAMETE EXPRESSED 1. The record is from RefSeq and is a predicted model, not a curated record. NCBI's taxonomy places the organism in Eukaryota, Viridiplantae, Streptophyta, Magnoliopsida, Rosales, Rosaceae. The transcript has 7 exons. The coding region runs from base 16 to 2124 and encodes 702 amino acids.
GAUCUUACUGUAAUCAUGGAGGCUAUAGCUAUGUGUGUAGGAAAGAGAGAAGUGGAUUGGUUAUUUGAAUUUUGGGAAGUAGUGAGGGGACACGAAAUGAACACCAGGAAUACGAACCAUUACAUAAUUACGCGCCUUAAUAUUUUUAACCAACUUAGCGUCUUUGCUCUCUUACCUUUUUCUCCGUCAACAGUUACGUCGCUCUGGAAUUCCAAACACACCUCUCUGUCUUCUUCUAUAUAUGUAUAUACACCACCAUUCACACACAGUGGCCGGAAAUUACCACCUUCAAAUCUCAAUACACAGGUUUGUUUAGAUUGGCGAAAUAGUACUUCAUAUAACACUCAGAUGGGUCGUCAGUGUUGUUAUCUUCUAAUUCUGCUAAUUCUAGCAUUGGCUUCAGCAAAGUCUCACUCAUGGAGUUGGUUCCCUUCUUCAGAAGAGACUCAAUCUACUGAUGAGAACCCUUCUAUUAGUGGAACUUCAGUUGGCAGGUUUUCCAUGGAAGGUCAUAAUGAUGACCCCAAGGCAAUCAGACUUGUUGAAGAUGCAGAGAAGAAGUUGGCAGGUCCAAACUCUUGUUGGCAAAAUGCUUAUCGGCAUCUCUUUUCGGGGUGCUCGGAGGUCCAUGCCGUUGAAGAGAAGCGCUCAAGAUUUGCUUGGCAUCUGAGUGAUUGCUUUCAGAAGGACUCUGCAAGGCCUCCUUUUCCUUCAUGUGACCCGAAAUCUGCAAUGUAUAAAUGCUUGAAAACUUUGAACGAUGAUCAGCACAAGGUCUAUUUGGAAUUCUACCUCGAAACUAACUCAAUAUGCCAUCAGUUGCAGGCUCGCGCAUUUAAGUUUGAAACAGAGAGAAUUGUGAAUGAACUUAAAAAUUCAGCUCAGUAUGCAGAAGGCAAGUUGGAAGUAAUUGAAGAGAAGGCAGAGCAUCUACUGCAGGGGUCAAAUCAAAUAUUUGAGUCUUUGAAUUCGAUUGAUCUUCGAACACAGCAAGUUGCUCAGACUGCACAGAAUGUGGAAGAUCAUAUAGAUGUGGUGUUGAAGCAUUCCGCAGCAGUUUAUGAGCAAUCAAGGAAAAUCCAAGAUUCUCAAUCUGAGCUGCAAGAAGGACAAGUAGAAAUGAAGAAAAAUUUGAAGGAAGGAAUGGCAAUGUUGCAGGAUUCAUACAGCCAUUUGGGACAAGAAAUCGAUAACUUGAAAAAUGAAGCUGUUGAAGUUGAAAAAGAGAUAACCAAAGUCGGAGACCAAAUGUCGUCUAGGAUGGAGAAUCUGCAGGUCAAAGCAGAUGACAUUAGGAAUAUGGCAGGGCUCUCUUUGGACAAGCAAAAGCAGCUUCUAGAUGGACAAACAACAGCUCUCAAGGAGCUCGACUUUUUAACCAAAUUUCAAUCCGAGGCACUAGAAGAGAGCAGGAAAACCCUACAACGGUUAACUGAAUAUGGUCACAGACAACAAGAAGAGCUUCUUCAGAAGCAACUACAGCUUCAAAAAGUUCAUGAUCACCUGAUGGAAAACUCAAAGUCAAUGUUGGAGGCACAGGAAUCUUUUGAAUCAAAGCAAGCCAGUAUGUUCGCCGCAUUAGACAAGCUAUUGGCUUUGCACAAUGCUAUGCUGCUUGAAUCACGGUUGAUCAAAGCUUUCUUUAUUUACUCUAUAUCAAUGUUUGCUAUCUACAUGUUCACAAGCACAAAGCGAACAUACACAGUUAGACCUCGUCUAUAUAUCGGGCUGUGUUUGACUCUCUUAGUAGAAGUAGCAAUACUUCGGCUCACAGGGCAUGAUAUUGAACAGCAAACAUGGAAGAUAAACCUUCUCAGGUCUCUUUUUGCAGCGACUGCUUUAGUUCAGCUAAUGCAUGCAAUUUUCACAUACAGGGACUAUGAAGUAUUGAACCAUCAACUAUUGCAUACAUUGAUUGAGAAGGUUAAUGGCAUUCAGAGAUACCAGAAGUUCUCUUGGGAUGAAGAUAGUGAUUUGAACUGGUCCUCUUGGCUGGACAGCAACUUACCAGAAGAUGAAGACUGUUCUGAAGACCCUGACUACUUAGUUCCCGAACAAGUUGGGGACAAUUUAAUCACAGCUUCAAGUAUCAAAGAAUAUGAUCUCCGUCAACGUCUUCAUUGAAAAGUUUCCUACACCAAGUUUAGCAAUUGUUCGAACUCAUAUUUUUACUUAAGCAGAACAAGUACUUGACUUACAAAGCAUAACCAAUAUCUAAUGCCCCGAUCAAGACACCAGAUAUAUUAUGACUUGUGCUUACUAAUGAUAUUAACAAAGGAGAAAGUAAGUGCUUAAUAAGCAGGAGUCGAAGAUAUGAUGUAAAGAAUCAAGGUUGUGAUCGUGUCAUUGAUGGAGGUGACUUGAUCAAGAUAAUGGUGAUGUACCUCCAGUAUGGUUCUUUUGAUCUUUUUCCUGAUUUCUAGAGUUUUAGCUACUAACUUUUCUGUCACUUUCUUGUAUAACUUUUUUUUCAAUAAAUGUUUCUUCUAUUCAAAAUCUUAAUAGAAUAUGAGAGUGAUAUAUUAGGAUUUGAAAUUUCAUGAUCAUAAUUUUUCAAAAUUUGCUUA